GUCCACCGUUUCCCAGGCAACCCAGUGAAAACAAACAAAAGUUUUUAGAACCUUCAUUAUUGAUAAAUAUUUCAUUAUAACAUAUCAAGUUAGUAUUUACAUUAUCCCACAGCAACGGUAUGACUGAGGAGGUUUCUAUUGAUAACAGUUGGGUUUUCGAUUCACUAGUAUGUUUUCUAAAUGGACCGAUAUGGAAUGCUCCAUUGCAAAGCUUUAUUGAAGAAAAAUCUUUAAUUUUUGAACCCACGGAUCCAAAUAAUGUUGAAUAUAAGAACGUGUUUGACGAAUUCAAAAAUUUGGUUGAUUUCAUGUUGGGGAAUUUUAUGGAUGACAUCGGGAUAACACCGGAACAGUUUCAUGGUGCGUGUCUGGAGGGAAAGAAAUAUCAUGUGUCCUUCGAUCAUAAUCUGUUUGAACAAAUCUGGGCAGCAAACGACUACGACAUGUUUGUACGAAUGAUGACGCAAAAAAACGUAGAGUUGCAAUUGCAGGCGCUAGAGCUUAUAGAAAAGAAAUACGGCAUAACGCCGCAAUCUUUUAUUCCCACCAAAUCAGAAGAGCGAGUUCAACAGAUCCCUGUAAUUAUCGAACAAGAACCCGAAUCGGAGAAAGAAGUAAUUGCCGAAGUUGCUAAGAAAUUUCCCGAAGAAGAGUCACAACCUUCCGAAAUAGAAAUAGAAAGUCUUAUUGAGCAAAAGCCGUUACUCGAAAAAAAAUUGUUUGAAGCAAAAGAAUAUCAAUUAAAUAAUACGGAGGCAAACGAAAAUACCAACACUGCGCAAACUACCGACAAUCCGGUAAUUACUAUGCAAGAAAAGACCCCGGAGAUUGACGCGCUCGAAUUACGAAAACGGCAGGAUUACUUAAGGGCCCAAAGGGAUAAGUUAAUCGCCCUCAAAAAAGAAACCAGGCAAAAACAGUUGGGACAGAAUUCGAAAAGUAUGAACCGUCCGAAAUCGGCAAAGGCUGCCGAAGCGGUUUUAACCGGAGAAAAGCCUAAUAUCAAUUCCGGUCAAAUGCAGAUCCGGAAAACGCUAGCAGAACGACUUAAACACGAAGUUGUCGAUAAAAUUAAAAAGAAUUAAUAAUUUAAAAUUUAUGGAAUAAUUUUAAUACAACACAGUAAUUGUUAUGACUAAAACAAACACAAUUAAGUUCAACAAAAGUAGUCCAUCUUAUCUGUCCGCAAAAAUAAAUGAAAUUUAAAGAUAAAA
This is a messenger RNA of Cylas formicarius (sweet potato weevil), 1214 nucleotides long. RefSeq names its product cilia- and flagella-associated protein 36. The record is from RefSeq and is a predicted model, not a curated record. The transcript is spliced from 7 exons. Bases 120 to 1085 code for a protein of 321 amino acids. NCBI's taxonomy places the organism in Eukaryota, Metazoa, Arthropoda, Insecta, Coleoptera, Brentidae. Gene Ontology annotation, cellular component: ciliary base; axoneme.